CCGGGCUGGAUCGGGAUCGGGCCGGGCUGGAUCGGAGCGGGCGCGCCCUCGGCCGCGGCCCCGCGGCUCACUGUCCUUCUCCCGCAGAUGAACGGGGACGCGGCGGAGCCGGCUCCCCUGUGGGAGCGGCCCUGGUCGUUGGACGAGAUCCGUAAGGGCAGCCAGAGCUGGUCCUUGGCCUCGGACGCCGGGCUUCUGCAUUUUCUACAAGAGUUCUCGCAGCAAACCAUUUCCAGGACGCAUGAAAUCAAAAAACAAGUGGAUGGAUUGAUUAAUGAAACAAAAGCUACAGACUGUCGCCUUCAUAAUGUCUUCAAUGACUUUCUUAUGUUAUCCAACACGCAGUUCAUAGAGAAUAGAGUAUAUGAUGAAGAAGUGGAAGAGCCUAUUCCAAAAGCUGACAUUGGAGACAAAGCAGAGCAGGAAAAGACGCGGGAACAGAAAGAAGCRGAUCUAAUUCCUAAAAUUCAAGAAGCAGUGAAUUAUGGGUUGCAGGUUCUGGACAGYGCAUUUGAACAGCUAGACAUCAAAGCAGGCAACUCUGACUCAGAAGAGGAAGAAAGUAAUGAAAGAGUAGAACUGAUACUUGAGCCAAAGGAUCUCUAUAUUGACAGACCUUUACCUUACUUGAUUGGCUCCCAGCAGUUUAUGGAACAAGAUGAUGUUGGCCUUGGAGAUCUCUCUAGUGAAGAAGGGUCAGUAGAUAGCGAUCGUGGAAGUGUAAUUGACAGUGAAGAGAAGGAUGAAGAGGAAUCAGAUGAUGAAUUUGGAAACCCUAGUGAGGAUGAUCAAAAGACGAGGAUAGCCCAGAUGAGUGAUGAAGAUGAUGAUGAUGGCUGUGAUCUCUUUGACUCUGAAAAAGAGGAUGAUGAGGAUGGAGACGCAGAUGAAAGCACAAAGCCUGCUACUCAGAAAAAGAAGAGGCCAACAUCAUUUGCAGAUGAGCUGGCAGCCCGAAUCAAAGGAGAAGUAUCAAUCAGACAGGAUGAAGAGCAUUCAUCCCUAUCAUCAGAGACCAAAACAAAGAAAGCUCCAAAAGAGAAGAAGGAAGCCAGAGUUCCACUGGAUGAUGAAGAUGAUGACAUCUUCAAGCCUCCUAAGCUGACUGAUGAGGAUUUCACACCGUUUGGUUCAAGGGGUGGUCUCUUCAGUGGUGGAACAGGCCUCUUUGAUGAUGAAGAGAGUGAUCUUUUUGCUGAAGCACCAAAARGAGAAGAAUCAAAAGAGAGAGAGGAGCGAGUCUCAGUAAGUGAAGCAUCCUCUGCAAAGUCCAUAAAGAAAGUUCCUGCAGGUGCAGUGUUUCUGUUUCCAGGAGGAAGUGAUGUGUUUAGUUCCACUGUAACUGGGGAAAAAGACAAAAAAUCUGCAGCACAGAGCACAGAAAAAAUUCCUAAACAGCCUGGGAAAGUUGUUCUAUUUGAUGACGAUGAUGAUGAUGACUUCUUUGUGGAAGUGCCUAAAAAGCCUCCAGAUCCAGUCAAGUCCACAGCUGACCUAUUUGAUGAUGAUGAAGAAGGUGACCUAUUCAAGGAAAAACCAGCCAUUCCUUCUGUGGUUCCUGCCACAACUAAAGAAACAGAAGGCCAUAGGGAGACAAUCAUGGAAAAAAAGAGUCAACCAUCUUCAGGUGAGGACUUCAAGCCUUUAUCUGAAACGCCUUCAAGAAAACAGAGGGGCCUUUUCUCUGAUGAAGAAGAUUCUGAAGACUUGUUUUCAUCAAGCAAACCUGUGAAGUCCAAAGCUACAUCUCUCCCCACCAGCAAGUCCAUSACAAAAGCUCCGUUUUCCUUGUUUGAUGAUGAUGAAGAGGAUCUCUUUGGUGUGGGACCUGCCAAGAAGCACCAGGAAAAGCCCCCAGAAGAGAGAGCAAAACAGUCAGGGCCUCUCAAGAAAGCCUCCAACUUAUUGUUCAGCAGUGAUGAGGAGGAACAGUGGAAUAUCUCCAAGCCAGCUAAACUUCCUUCUGAAGAUGACCAAAAAGAAGAUCCUGUAAAACCAGCUAGCACUGUCAGUCAGGCUAAAGAUGUGAAGACGACAAGCCUCUUUGAGGAAGAGGAUGAGGAGGAUUUAUUUGCAAUCACUAAAGAGAGCCAAAGAAAGCCACAGAAGCCAUCRUUGUUAUUUGAAGAUGAUGCUAUUAAUGGAGAUUCCUUCUUCACCUCCCAGUCAACGCUACUUCCUUCAGCUGCUAAGGCUGCAGYGGAGAAAGUAAAACCAGCACAAGUACCGCCUGUCUUUAAUGAGGAAGAAAAGGAGGAAAAGGAAGAUCUGCUAGAUAGAACAGUGAAGUCUAACCAGGUAGCAGAUACAUUGUGGUGUUCAGAGGAGCCUGAAGCAGCCCCUCUGCCUGGAGGAACAGAUGUUGCAGGACAGCAAACAAAGGAAAAACCUUUUGCAGUAAUAUCUUCAGAGCCAGCUGGCAGUUCAGAUCUGUUUGCUACAUCACCAUCUCUGGAGAAAGAUGUCAAGAGCCAAACUAAGAAAGUGUUAAGCUUGUUUGAGGAAGAAGAAGAGGAGAGACUGGAAGAUGAUGAUGGCAUAAAAAAUGCACAGAAAGAAAUUGGUGUGGCUUCUGAGAAAAGUGCUUGGCCCAAAAGCACUGGGGUCUUUCAAGAUGAAGAGCUCCUCUUCAGUCACAAACUUCAGAAGGACAAUGAUCCAGAUGUCGACCUCUUUGCCAGCCCCAAAAAGUCAGUGUCAGCAAACCGUAUCCUGAAACCACCAYCUGGAGGAGGGCUUUUUGGGGAUGAUGAUGAGGAUGAUCUCUUCAGUACUGCUAAAACAAACCUUCUGAAAACAGCUGAGAAGAAAACUCUUCAGACCAGUGUUGGCCCUUCCUCAGUGACCAGUAACCUAGAAAAUGCUUUAAGUGCCAAGCAUGAUGAGACUCUGAAGGCAGCAACUACAGAGAAAUCUACAGGUCCUGUUCCCAUUAAAACCAAAGAGCCUUCAUCUCGGAUUGGAAAGCUACAAGCUAACUUAGCUAUUAACCCUUCAGCCUUACUACCUGGUGCAAUGCCUAAAGUCUCCAAUGUCAAGUCGCCCUUACCAGUGCUGGACACUCCAUUACAUGAGCCCAGGGAUGUACAGAACAAUGAAGCCUUCUCUGCUGCAGGAAGCAAUGAAGAGCUUGGUGUAAGCUUUGAUCAGCCCAUGCAAGCAGACACCUUGCACAGCGCCAAUAAGACCAGGAUCAGGGUUCCAGGAAAGCGCAGACCCCCUAGCASAAUGGCGCGCCGUCUGGCUGCCCAAGAGGCUGAAGUGAGUGACAAGGUGGACACCACUAGAGARUCACAACUUUCUUUACCAAAACAGACAUCAGCAGUAGUGAACAUAAAGGAGCCUCUUGCUACUGAAGCAGAGUCCCAGGAAAAUGGCUUUCUCUCUAGCUUGUCACUACCAGCUCACAGCAGUGUUUUGUCUGGGACAGACAAAAUCCUUCCUCCAGAAUCCACAGAAAAUGGGGAUGAUCUGUUUGAAUCUGAAGACCUUUUUGCAAGCAGCUCAACAUCCAGACCAUCUGCACAAUCAAAGCUGAAGGAGGGAAUGCCAGACAGUGUGGCUAACAAACCCAUCAAGGGCAGGGAGAAAAAGUCUGAUCUGGGUGAUCAGGACAGCAAUGAUCUCUUCCAGCCUGUACAACAAAAAUCUUCAACAAAAAGCAGCCCUAUACCUUUUUUGGAGGAAGAGGAAGAUUCUCUCUUCACCUCUCAGAAAACUGGAAAAAARGAGUUAAAAUCUACUAUCCACCAAGCAGUUGACCCUACUGCCCAAGAUAUCUUUGAGGAUGAUAUAUUUGCUACUGAGGCAAUUAAGCCAAUGACCAAACUGAAAGAGAAAAUGCCAGAGACAAACCUGUUUGAUGAUAACAUUGAUAUUUUUGCGGAUCUAACUGUAAAACCAAAAGAAAAGAAGACCAAGAAGAAGGUGGAACAAAAAUCCAUAUUUGAUGAUGAUAUGGAUGAUAUCUUCUCUAGCAGCCAAGUCAAGGUACCCACUCCUAAAACCAGAUCUUCCCCAGCAGCCUCAGAAGCAAAAUCUGAAAGCAAGAUCCUGAACACGUUUGAUGAUCCGCUGAAUGCCUUUGGAGGCCAGUAGUCACAGGGAUGUAUUGCAGAGAAGCAGCCUUCCUUAUGACCUGUCCAGUACUAAUACUCUGGAUUCUCUAAUUCAGUAGAACUGGAAUGAGAUGGACAUGGAUAUUUAAAUGAGAUUACCCAUUUUAAAUGGUUAGUAUUCUCUUGUGCUACUCUAAUUCUGCUAAAUUAUAUAUUUUUUAAAAAAUACAGUAAYCUCCUGCUAUCAUGUUUCCAUGGUGCCCAGAUGAAUAUAGCCUGUGCAAUACCUGCAAUGAAGUAAUCUAUUAUAUAAAGUAUAGUUUGUUUUAUUGAACAGAUCUAUAGAUAAAUAGUAAAUGGAGUCUGUUAAAACUUGAUCUGUC
Malurus melanocephalus (red-backed fairy wren) is the source of this 4441-nucleotide messenger RNA. Its product is annotated as WASH complex subunit 2A-like. The transcript has 30 exons. Gene Ontology annotation, biological process: protein localization to endosome; retrograde transport, endosome to Golgi. The record is from RefSeq and is a predicted model, not a curated record. Lineage: Eukaryota; Metazoa; Chordata; Aves; Passeriformes; Maluridae. Gene Ontology annotation, cellular component: WASH complex; early endosome. Gene Ontology annotation, molecular function: phosphatidylinositol phosphate binding; retromer complex binding. Bases 88 to 4098 code for a protein of 1336 amino acids.